UAUGUAUUGUUUUACAUAGCACUCUGAAAUUGUUUUACUUACAGGAACCUUUAUUUUGACGGGUAUUCGAAGUUUGAAUCCUAACCAGGAAAUAGUGUUCAAGACCAGGCGCGGGAAUUUUUCUAAUACAAUGUUAUUGUAAUAAUGAUAUAAAACCUAUGAUGUCUGUAACUGUAAAUAUCAUCAGCUUCAGACUUUAAGACCGAGUCAUGAGAUACAAUGGAUUGGGAUAAACUUGAACUGAGCCCAAAGAUUAUUCAUGCUUUAAAAAGAGCCAAUGUGAACUCGGCGAAAAAGGUCCUGAGUCUUCCAGCUUCUGAUCUCCAGAGGCUCCUUCAGCUGUCCAGCUCUGAGGUGCAGCUGGUGCUCCAUGCAGUUUCUAGACUUUUCCGCUCAGUGCCUCCUGUUACAGCUUUACAGCUUACACUUGGAGAAUUUCCAUCUUUGGAGCCUGGACACAGGCUUUCAUUCGCUUGUCCUGUUUUGGAUGAGCUCUUGUCUGGUGGUCUUCCCCUGCAUGGAAUAACCGAGUUAGCAGGAGAGAGUGCUGCUGGAAAGACCCAGUUUGGUCUGCAGCUCUCCUUGUCUGUACAGUAUUCACGUGAGCAUGGAGGACUCGGAGCAGGAGCUGUAUAUAUCUGCACUGAAGAUCCUUUUCCCAUUAAACGCUUGAGGCAGCUAAUUACCCAGCAGUCUCGCCUUCGCCCAAAUAUUCCACCGGCUCUGAUCCGCUCCAUCCGCUUCAGUGACAACAUCUACAUCGAACACACUGCAGAUCUUGAGGCCCUGCAGACGUGUGUGACGCAGCGAGUGCGCACGCUGCUCGAGCGAGGUCUCGUGCGCCUCAUCGUGGUGGACUCGGUGGCUGCUCUGUUUCGUAGCGAGUUCCAGGCUGAUGAGGCCAUAGAGAGAGCACGUCACCUUCUGGCCUUCUCCGCCACGCUACAUCGACUCAGCCAUACAUAUAGUGUUCCUGUUUUCUGCAUUAAUCAGGUGUCAGAUGUUGUGGACGGGCCAAACCCAGGCCGCUGUGAUUACGGGCUGGUAGACAGUAAGCUGCUCCCUGCCCUAGGUAUUAUUUGGGCCAAUCAGGUGAUGGUGCGUCUCAUGCUGAGGAGACAGGAAGGCUGUUUAAGAUCAGGGGAGCAGACCAGCGCUGCCCGCAAAUUAGAGGUGGUUUUUUCUCCUCAUCUGGCUCGAGCGAGCUGCCUGUGUGGAGUCUGGGAAGAAGGUGUUCGAGGAAUCUCACAAGAAGGAGAGGUCAAAUCGUCUCCUGGCAUCACAGAGCAAAGAAAGAAAGAUUUUCUGGAGCCGACAGACUCUAUUAAUCGAACAGCCUAAUAAUUACAAAACCUGUUUCCACAGCAUUAAUAUGAUUAUAUAGUAAAUUAUUUUGUAAAUACACUGACCAGGCAAAACAUUAUGAUGUUAUAACAUUAAGACUAGUGAAGUGAAUAACACUGAUUAUGUUGGGCAAGUGUAAGCAUUUUAGCAAGUUUAAUAAGGGCCAAAUUGUGAUGAUUAGACGACUGGGUCAGAGCAUCUCCAAAACUGCAGCUCUUGUUGGAUGUUCCUGGUCUGCAGUGGUCAGUAUCUAUAAAAAGUGCUCCAAGAAAGGAACAGUGGUGA
Silurus meridionalis is the source of this 1629-nucleotide messenger RNA. RefSeq names its product X-ray repair complementing defective repair in Chinese hamster cells 3 (gene xrcc3). Gene Ontology annotation, biological process: t-circle formation; resolution of mitotic recombination intermediates; double-strand break repair via synthesis-dependent strand annealing. Bases 220 to 1341 code for a protein of 373 amino acids. The record is from RefSeq and is a predicted model, not a curated record. NCBI's taxonomy places the organism in Eukaryota, Metazoa, Chordata, Actinopteri, Siluriformes, Siluridae. Gene Ontology annotation, cellular component: replication fork; Rad51C-XRCC3 complex. The transcript is spliced from 7 exons. Gene Ontology annotation, molecular function: ATP binding; ATP-dependent DNA damage sensor activity; four-way junction DNA binding.